UCAACAACGAGCAGUGUCAUGAUGAUGGUGCUGUGGAUUACUUUGCUCUUUCUUCAUCAAGGAUAUUCUCUGGUUCCAAUGAAAAUCGUUCAGCUUGGUGAACCAGCAACGUUAACAUGUGCUUUACCCAGCAACAAAGAGCUCAGCACUCUGGAAGUCCACUGGUACAAGCAGAGUAUCGGGGAUGAGCUCAAACUGAUUUCAACACUGUAUGGAACUAUACCACCUCAGUAUGGUCAAGAAAUAUUUAGAUCAAGAUAUGACGCAUGUAAUACAAAAACAUUUAGCAAUCUGACCAUUUUGAAGACAGUCCAAGAGGAUGAAGGAAUCUAUCACUGUGGGAUCAUUGAAUGGCUUAAUCCUGAAUGGAGUGGGACAUAUUUGUUAGUAAAAGGAAACACUCAGAGGACAUCAAACUAUACUGUCGUUCAGUGGCCAGCUGUAUCAGAUCCAGUCGAUCCAGCAGACACAGCAGCUCUCCAGUGUUCAGUUUUCUCUGACUCUGACAACAACACAUAUGCACGGGAUCGUGAUGUGUUCUGGUUCAGAGCUGGUUCAGAUAAAUCUCAUCCUGGCAUCAUCUACGCUGGCAGAAAGAAACCAUCUGACCUUCAGAAUAAAUGUGUUUAUCGCUUCUCUAAGAACGUCAGCUCCUCUGAUGAAGGGACUUACUAUUGUGCUGUGGCCACAUGUGGGGAGAUAUUAUUUGGAAAUGGAACCGAUCUGAAAGCUGUGCACAAAACACAGUCGGCAUUUAUUCACCUGGCCUUAAUAACAGUGUGUUUGGUCAUUUCUGUCACUGGAAAUGUUUUCCUCAUCUGCAACCAAAGAAUACAAAAUAAAGAAAAUGCUAUAUCGGAAGACCAAAUUGACACCUCACACCAACCAGUUGAAACUGAUGGCCAUGUAAGCUAUGUUGCACUGAACUUCAGUGAAAGAAAAUCGAGAAGCACAAGGAAGAGAGACUUUGCUGAGGACAGCGUCUACUCUCAAGUUAAAUCCUGA
Molecule: messenger RNA, 1005 nt
Organism: Neolamprologus brichardi
Lineage: Eukaryota; Metazoa; Chordata; Actinopteri; Cichliformes; Cichlidae
Source: RefSeq, a predicted model, not a curated record